AAUAUGUUGCAGCUUAAAGAGGUUCUCCGCCGCCUAGAUUUAAAGGUGUCGGGAAAUAAAGCGGAGUUAAUUAAGCGCUUGCAGGAGGAAAGUGAUGACAUGGUGACACCCGUUGUUGAAGCCGUCUUGGAAGAGGCAGCAGGUAUGGAUGCAGAGGAGGACGAUGACGGGAGCACGGGACAGCUGGAAGUACAGGUAAGGGAGCUACAUGCGGACAUGUCAGUGCAUGCAAGAAAUCCAUACAACAACGCACAUACGCCGCUACAUACGUUACAGUUGUCGCCUCCAGUAAUGCACGCAGUCGCAACAUCAGUUUCAACAAAAACGGUACCAGUACAGUACACAGUAGCAUCGUCGACCGUUACACAGCCGAAAGCAGCAGUUGUCGUCGCGCAGACGUCGACGUCGCAGCCAAGCUAUCUGCUGACUCAGCAGGGUAGUUUGUCAACGCACAUUCGUUCAACAGCACAACAAGUGGCACAUGCGCCACUGUAUAAUAUACCAGUUCACCAGAAUAUGACGCCGCAAACACAUGUAGACAGAGCAAGAGAGAGACACACUCUGCAAGAAAUCGCAGCAAUUUUGCCUGUUUAUGAUCCGUGUGACAACGAUUAUACAUCUGUACAGUUUGUACAACGAAUUGACCAAUUAAGAGAGUUGUACAAUUGGGAUGACUCUUUGCUUAUCUUCGCCGUAUUGGGUAAGCUUAAAGGUGUUGCCAAGCGAUGGGCAGAUGCACAGCCUGUUUUUAGAGAGUGGAGUGAGUUUGUAAGUAUAUUUCUAAUAGAUUUUCCAUAUGUGUAUAACGCUGCUGAUGCGCAUAUACGUUUAAUGAAUUCAAGAAUAGGUCGGGACGAAAAGGUUAUAGAGUUUUAUUAUUGAAUGCUUGCAGUGGGUCGUCGUGAACAAAUCGAUGAUGUGUCAAUAAUUCGGUAUAUAAUAAAUGGUCUCUAUGAUGAGUAUGUAAAGCGUACGUUAAGCGCAAUGAAUUUUGUAAAGUGCUCAGAUUUACUGCAAUCAUUGACGAAUUUGACAGCGAGUCAAAUGUGUAAGAGAAGAGUAGGUAGCACAGAACAAAGAGUAGUGUCGCAGAAUUCGGCACGGGUUAAAGAAUUUACAACAGACAAAACAAAAAGUGAGGUAGGUCCGAUAUGUUUUAAAUGCAAAGAGAGAGGACACAUUGCCAGAAAUUGCGUUAAGAAGCAACAUAAAAAUGGAAAAGCUCCAAAUGAUAGAGUGAAUAGUGUAGAGAGUGAGGAAGUUAACACAAGUAUAGAAGAAGAGGCAACAGUUAAUAAAAUUCAAAUUAUAGAACCACAAAAAGAAUUACGCAAGUGUAUUAAGAUUUUGGGAAAAGAAGAGAUUGAUUGCAAUGCGUUGAUUGAUUCGGGUAGUUCAAAGUCGCUUUUUAAGAGAUCAAUUGCUAAGAGAUGUAGUAAAUGCUAUACAUCAUGUGAGGAGAAGCUAAUUGGUUUUGCAGGUGGUGAAUUGAUCUGUAAAGAGAAAAUUUUAGUGAAGAUUAAAUUCGAUGAAAUGGUGUAUGAGGUAGAAUUAUUGAUUAUCGAUGACUCGAUAAUGAAAUAUGAUGCACUAAUAGGAAUUGAUAUACUAUCGAAGGGAAAGGUAGUUAUUGAAGGUGGUAAGUGCAGUAUAAUGGCUAUCGAUAGAAAAGCGGUUGAUGUAGGGAAUCAUCUACAACCGGAAACAAUGAAUAAUUUAUUUUGUUUAUUGGAAAGGUAUGGGCACUGUUUUGGGGAAAGCUUGUGUGAACUAGGAAGAUCUAAACGGUUCAAGAUGAACAUUAGACUAACGACUACAAAGCCAAUUGCAAAGAAGCCAUACAGCAUACCUAUUCCAAAACAGCAAGUGGUGGAAAAGAUAGUGAAUGAAUUAUUAGAGUUAGGUAUAAUUCAGAAAUCGAAGUCAUUAUAUGCAUCUCCUAUUGUCUUGGUGCGAAAGUAA
Bactrocera dorsalis (oriental fruit fly) is the source of this 1962-nucleotide messenger RNA. RefSeq lists its product as uncharacterized. Bases 883 to 1962 code for a protein of 359 amino acids. NCBI's taxonomy places the organism in Eukaryota, Metazoa, Arthropoda, Insecta, Diptera, Tephritidae. Gene Ontology annotation, biological process: proteolysis. The transcript has 2 exons. The record is from RefSeq and is a predicted model, not a curated record. Gene Ontology annotation, molecular function: zinc ion binding; aspartic-type endopeptidase activity; nucleic acid binding.